Clarias gariepinus (North African catfish) is the source of this 6313-nucleotide messenger RNA. RefSeq names its product CREB regulated transcription coactivator 3 (gene crtc3). The transcript has 16 exons. Gene Ontology annotation, biological process: protein homotetramerization; positive regulation of transcription by RNA polymerase II. Gene Ontology annotation, cellular component: cytoplasm; nucleus. Gene Ontology annotation, molecular function: cAMP response element binding protein binding. The record is from RefSeq and is a predicted model, not a curated record. NCBI's taxonomy places the organism in Eukaryota, Metazoa, Chordata, Actinopteri, Siluriformes, Clariidae. Bases 1379 to 3364 code for a protein of 661 amino acids.
UUUCCUGCUGUUUUCACUCGGUGAUUAGGAGAUCGGAGUAAAAAACCAAACAAGCCCGUUGUGCAAGAGGAGCCUGCACCAGAUCAACUCCAGUGCGGAUGGAUGUGAACAGGAUCGAGGAGACAUUUCAGAUGACCUGGAUUUAACAAUCUGACACAACUGACACUUCAGUGUUUUUUUUUUAUAUAUAUAUUUAUCAAUAUAUAAAUAUAUAUAUAACUAUCGGAUGACAGUGACGAUCGGUCGGACUGUACGAGCAGACUUGGUGUGUGUAAAGUCAGUAAUGAGUGUGUGGUGUUGAGUUCAGCAGCAGGGUGAAGUUUGGUUUAGUUCAUUUGAUUAGUUACUGAAUGCGUAAUCAGGCUUAGCCCCGGUGCUCUCAGUGCGGCUCGGACCACUUGUUGAAAUUGCGGAAAAGUUUCGCACGAAAAACAAAACAAAAAAUACCCCCAAACUUUUCGCUUGUUUUUAAAAAAAAUACGUUUAGGGUCGAAAUAUUGUUGUGUCUCGGUGGUUAGGACCCUCUGAAUUACUCGCGUAAUAACUUCGACGUCCAUAAGAAGGAAGGAGUUGAGUGGUGAGGACUCAGUGCGCUGCCUCGGCGCGGGCUGUUAGCUUCCCCAGGCUUCAGACACGCUCAGAAAGCUAGCUGAACAGUUUAAAGGAGGUCCCUUAAAGCAUUUAAACUCACAAACAUUUUCUUUAAAACACGCCGAGGAUAAACUAUCUCAUUUAACUGUAGUUGUCAAGUUGUCAAAAACUGCUGUUUUAGCGAACGCGCUAAGGUUUAGCUUUCGUGCUGGAAGAGAUAAGCUUAGCGAAGUGUCAGAUGUAAUACGUGGUUUAUUAUUAUUAUUACAUAUAACAAUAUAUUUAUAAUAAUUUUUACGUAAAAAUAAUCCCGCCAGCUGCAUAAAAAGCCUCAAUGGAGGAAAUAAUAAUAAUGCAGAUACACGCUAGCGUUAGCUACCAUGCUAACGGAGUGUAGCUAGCUAACUAGCGCGGGCUAACCCGGCUAACGAAUCAAGGCAGUGCUGAAAAGUUAUUUAUUGAAUUAUUACCUUCUUAUUAUAUACUACAACACUGCUUUGUUUUCACGCCUAUUUUACAAAAGUAAAUAAUACCAUCUUUUAUUCAAGACUAAAAAUAAGUUUUAUCUCCCGACUUGUGGACUGAGUUUGGUUUGACAGCUGACGUCUCUGACUUUCGGACAUUUUUUUAAUGCCUAGCAUGUCAGUUUUACAAAAACGUCCACCAUGGCAGGACAGCUGAAACAUAUUUAAGAUUUAAACAGACAGGAUAUUUGUUUGUUUUUAUUUUUUUAUUUUUCAUUUUUUUUUGCUUUGGAGUCGGUGUUUAAACUCUUGCGGCCUCCAUCAUGUCCGGAUCCCCGGGCUCGAGUAGCGCCUCUAACCCGAGAAAGUUCAGCGAGAAGAUCGCGCUGCAUAACCAGAAACAAGCGGAGGAGACGCGGGCCUUCGAGCAGCUCAUGACGGACCUGACCGUCUCACGGGUGCAGUUUCAAAAACUCCAGCAGCUCCGUUUGUCUCAGAACCGGGCCCAGUACUACGGCGGUUCUUUGCCCAACGUCAACCAGAUCGGCAAUGCCAGCACUGAUUUCCAGGGUACCUUCCCCUCUGGUCUGGACUCUGUGAGAGGGACCAGGCACCACGGUCUGGUAGAGAGAGCCGUCCAAAGAGACCGCAACCGCAUCAAUUCACCCCACCGCAGACCUAUUGACAAACACGGACGGCAGGCAGAGAGUUCUCCUUACGGGGCAGUGUACCUGUCGCCUCCCCCAGACAACAGCUGGAGAAGGGAACAGCAGCCAUGGACAGAAGAGAAACGGCCUGGGUUUAGAUUAAUAUCACAGCUCAACAGAACCAAUUCAGAUUCAGCUUUGCAUACGAGCGCCAUGAACCCGAACCCGCAGGAUCCGUUCAGCGGGAACCAGCAGACGGGCAGAGGGCCGCCCCAGCGCAACGCCAGCAUGAAUGAAGCGGAGGUGGAUGGCACAGGAAAUGUCUUUUCUUUCCCCGCUGUUCCUAAUGAGGAGAGCCUUAUUGGUGUGAGUAAGCCAUUGCCCAGGCAGCUGUGGGAGGCCAAAAAGGUGCAGUCCCUUUCAUCACGGCCCAAAUCUUGUGAAGUGCCUGGAAUCAAUAUAUUCCCAUCUCCGGAGCAGAACGUUGGUCUCUCUCAUUACCAGGGCACAUUAAACACAGGCGGCUCUCUACCGGACCUCAGUAACCUGCACUUCCCCUCUCCUCUCCCCACCCCCCUUGACCCUGAGGAGGGGGGCUACCCCAACCUGAGCGGAGGCAGCAGUACAGGAAACCUGCCUGCUGCCAUGAUGCAUCUUGGAAUCGGAAAUUCUCAGGAUAAAACAGUUUUAUCUGAUUUCUUUUUUUUAGGUUUAUCUUCCUCUCUGAGCAACCCCUCCAUCCAGGCUUCACUCAGCAACUCCCAGCUGCCCUCGUCUUUGAGCAAUCCCUCCAUCCAUUCCUCUCUCCGGCUUUCCUCACUCUCCAGUGCUCCUGCAGGAGGUAUGGCAACCUCACCCAGGAGACGACCAGCUCCCAUCAGCCCCCUGACCCUUUCUCCUGGUUCUGAACAACGUCGCAGUUUGGGGAAACAACUCUCGCCCACCAUGUCCCCGUCCCUUUCUCCAAUCACACAGGGGGUCCCCUUGGACACCAGCAGCCUGCCAAUGGAGCCGCCUCCUCCCUACCCUCUCUACCAGCAGUCUCAGCAGACCAUGCAGCAGCAGUCAACUCAGUCUCAUCCACAAAACCUCCAACAGCACCAGUCUCAGGGAGGACAGCAGCACCCUGUUUCCCCUUUGCAGAGUGUUUCCCUGGAUUUCAACUCUAGUGUUACAAACAACAUGGGUGUGUUCUUCAACGAUCCAUUCCUGGAAUCGCAGUACUCCGGUCGCCAGUCCAAGUGUCCGUCCUACCAGCAGGAUCACUACAAUAUGCUGGAGCAUGCAAUGAGCUCCAUGGCUGGAGGAUUUGACCCCUCUUCUAACCUUUACUGCUCCCAAGCUUCGCUUAUGGGCCUGAGUGGUAGCCAUGGCAACCUACAGGACCCCUUGCAGAUGAAGGCUAACAUGCUGUACUCUAACUGCGGAGGUGCCGUGCCCAAUAUUAUACUUACAGACGAGUCAAGUCCCAGUCUGUCGAAGGAUAUCAGCAGUGUGUUGUCAGCCGUGCCCGAGUGUUUCGAUUCGGAAGGGGUCUUCCCCCUCGAGGACGAGCUUCGCAUCGAACCUCUCAGCCUGGACGGACUGAGCAUGCUCAGUGACCCCAACAUGGUUCUCCCAGACCCCUCGGUGGAGGACAGCUUCCGCAGCGACAGACUCUGAGGAGCUGUGUGUGCGCAAGUGGAUUCGUUCUCUCUCUUUCUCUAACACACAAGACAGGAUCUUAGAUACUGCGAAGAAAAAAAAAAACCCAACAACAGAAUCCAAUCCUGCCUUAUACGCACGCAUUCACCCAAAGCAAAAAACUAAACAAAAAAAAAACCAUACGGCCCCCCCCGCCCCCCACACGCAUACACUACGGCUUCACGUACAAAGACUGGUGAAAUGUUCACACGUUGCUGUGACUCACAGGAGCAUCGUCUCAGGGGCCAUUCUCACUCUGUGUUCUCCAUCUGCCACUCGAGACAGUGAUGACAGUGAUAUUCACAGUGAGCACGCACAGUGAAUUCUGUCUGAUUGCUUCAUACACAGAAAAAAACACACAGGAAGCCUGGUCAAGGACUGAAAAACAUUUAAAAAUCUGCGGCCAGUGCAGCAUCUGUUGACUCUCCAGGCUGGAAAAAAUGACUCCCUCCAGCGUUCUGAAUUUACAAACAGAGAGCUUCAGUGUGUGUGUUGUAUCCUUGUGGUUGUGGUAUUUUCUUCCUUUUUUUUUUUGUGGCAUAAUUAUCUUUUAGGAGUGACACCAGCAGCACUGUGGUUGUUGUCAUUUCAUUCUUUAAUCGUUUCUGACUUUUCUUAUGAAAAUUACGCGGGGUUAAAUCAAAAGCGCUCAUACAGUAAUCAAACCUGACAAUCAUCACUGUCAAAUGGAUGCAGCUUUACUUAACCAGACUUGUCGGACCUGCUCCACCACAUCGCAGGUCUGUAAAGGCUAUAACCAAAAGAAUGUGCUAUUUUUGCAUUCAGGAAGCCAUGUCUGCUUUCAGGCACCAUUGUUCGAAAUCAGAAAUGCCAAAUAGCAGCCGAUUCUGGAGCCUAUCCAGUGAUAUCCUGUGUGUAUGUAUAUAUAUAUAUAUAUAUAUAGAGAGAGAGAGAGAGAGAGAGAAUACACACCAGCAGGGUGCAUUGUGAAACAGAAGGAUCCAGCAAUCUGGCUGAUCGCAGCUCAUCUUGAAGCACCACAUGCGCCGUGUCUAUGCACCAGCACGACGGGUCGAGCUUUUUCCCCUCCUUUCCAGAAAAACGCAUAGCAUGAGCUAAAGGUUUUAGUCGAUUCUGUCCCUCCUCAUAAAUAGAUUUUUUUUAAGAAUGUAGAGAUGAGGGAAUCGAUCAGCCUUUUUUUCCCCCUGUACAGAUCAUUAUUUUUCCAAAAUUCUUUGCUUUUUUUUUUUAACAAAUAAUGAAAAAAAUGUUAAUCACAAACACAUCAUAUGCCUCAUAAUUUCAAAAAGGGAGAACUGUUUACAAAAAAAAAAAGAUUUAAGAACUAAAACUUAAAGUAGGAGUUGAAAUUUCUAUGAUUUUGCUAUCAUUCUGGAAGAGUAUAUUUGUAUCUUUAUUGGUCAGGUCUGUGAACGGAGGCCCUCUUCAUGCUUUUUGGCUAUGCAGAACUACUAUCAGAGGCUGGAACAUCUGAAAUCAUAAGAAAGGAACUAUUUUAUCUGUAUAUUUAAUACUAUAUAGCAGUUCGAUAUAUAUAUAUUCACUUUAUACAUUUUUUACUGACUUGUAAUACGUGUUGUAUGUUUUUAUUUGUCGAAUUGUCAAGCUCUGAAUUGACUCUUCUUUUUCAUUUUUUUUUUGUAAACGAUCAGGUGGCCUGCAUUCCCUCUGUGGUCAGAAUGUGUAGUUUGUGGACAUGGUACACACGAAGCAUUGUGUUUAUUGCUGGCUUCAAACGUUUGCACUGAUCAUUGGAAGGAACCAUAGUCAUUUUUUUUUUAAGGGACUGAACUCCUUUUGGGCUGUGAUUUUGCACAUGAUGUAUGCAAAAAAAUAAAUAAAUAAAUAAAAAGCCUUUGGAGUGUAUGCACUAAGCUGUUGACUUGCCACACUAAAAUGACCAACACAUUUGCAGUAAUGUUGCUCAGGAAUGCCUGUUCUUUUGUUAUGAUGACAAAAUCUUAUCAGUCAAGAUUCUUCAUACAUCAUUUAAAAGAACAGAUUCUAUUUAAAGGCAAUAACAAUACUGUGUGUAUACCAUGUCCACCUUUAUUUUAACCAACGCUCUGUGGUGUGUGUGCACUUAAAGGGGGUAGUGGGUGGAUCGUGAGGUUGUGUUCGUAAAAAAAGCAGGCAAAAUGAGAUUAUACUGAUUGUCUGCGGUUGAAGAAAUGGGUUUUUAGGAUUUUUUUUCUUUGUUUGUUUCAUAGCAUGAUGCAGCUCCGAGGUCAGGGUUUCUGCUGCAUCUUGUUUUGUAAAGUGUAUUUUUCUUUCUAUAUCUGAUAACUCUUAAUGCUCGUCUUGUGUCAGCCGUGCGUUCGUAAUACUUUGUAUGCAGACCUUAACAUAGAUGCUUCUUUUACACACUUUGUGGUUGAGCUCCAGCUAAAGUUAAAGAUUGUAUUUUUUUCCACAGACGGCACUAGCAGCCUGUUCUUUCUGCCAUCUGCUUUAUAGAGGACGUCUUGUCGUCUUCUGCCUUAUUGUCGCGGGGCUCUGACCUUGUGACUGUCCCUCUGAUUGUACUGUGAUGUUUCCCCUAUUCCAAGCCCUGUGCUAAAAAUGGUAUAAAAAAAAUAAAUAUAUAUAUAUAUAAACUUUUUUUUUUUUUUUGUUCUGUACUACAAUUAAUAGUGGUCGAUAUGUAUUGUUUGUAGAGCAGCUUUUUAUAAUUUUUUGGCUGUUUUUAGGUUGUUUUUUUUCAGGUGGUGUUUUACUAUUUUUCUUAUUUUAUUUUAAGUCGCCUUUUUAAAAUGUACAGUUCUGUUAUUUAAAAAAUAUAUUUCUUGUUCACUAGUGUUACUACUUUUUUUGUAAUAUGUCAUUUUAACCUUUUUUUUCAAAUAUUAAAAUAUUACUACACCAUAAUGCUUUUUUGUUUGUGACAUACAGUGCUUAACUUUGAUUUAAUAUAAAUAAUAAAACUCUUUGUCUCUCUUUAUUAAA